Diaporthe citri is the source of this 810-nucleotide messenger RNA. RefSeq lists its product as uncharacterized. Gene Ontology annotation, biological process: positive regulation of ubiquitin-protein transferase activity; protein neddylation. The record is from RefSeq and is a predicted model, not a curated record. Gene Ontology annotation, molecular function: ubiquitin-like protein binding; ubiquitin conjugating enzyme binding; cullin family protein binding. Gene Ontology annotation, cellular component: ubiquitin ligase complex. The coding region runs from base 1 to 810 and encodes 269 amino acids. The transcript is spliced from 3 exons. Lineage: Eukaryota; Fungi; Ascomycota; Sordariomycetes; Diaporthales; Diaporthaceae.
AUGCCUCCUCUCAACAGCGCUCAGAAGGCGCUCGUUGCGCAGUUUGUUGCAGCUACGGGGGCCAAUGAGAAGACUGCACAACGGUUCCUCAAGAAUGCCAACUACAGGCUGGACCUCGCCGCCGAUACUUACCUCAGCAGCGGUGGCGGCGCAGACAGUGGACGUGUCGCAGCCAUCGAGAAGGCGUACGAUGACCUCGUCACCCCAGCUCGAGGUGACACCAAGGAGUCCCUCUCCGCUGAGACAACCCAAGAGUACCUCGAAGCCCUGGGCGUCAACAUGGAGAACGCCGAGCAGUUCGUCGUGAUGGAACUCGUUCAGUCACCCAGCAUUGGUGAGAUCACACGCAACGGUUUCGUCAACGGAUGGUCUACUACCGACCUUACCACCUUCGGCAAGACCGCCCAGAAGAACCACGUCCGUCGCCUCAUCAACCAGCUCUCUACCGACCCCGCCCUCUUCAAGAAGGUCUACCGCCACUCCUUCAUCGCCGGCAAGGAGGCCAGCCAGAAGUCCAUCCCCCUCGAGCACGCCAUCGUCUACUGGCAGCUGCUCUUCGCGCCCCCAGGCCGCCCCUGGAAGUCUGCCAACCGCGACUGGGCCAAGCUGUGGGAGGAUUUCCUGACUGAGAAGUGGACCCGCUCCGUCAACAAGGACAUGUGGAACAUGACGCUUGAGUUCGCCAACAAAACGAUCGAUGACGAGGCUCUGAGCUUCUAUAGCGAGGAAGACUCGUGGCCCGCCGUCGUCGAUGAAUUCGUGGCUUGGCACCGCAAGCGGGAGCAGUCGGAGGCCAUGGACGUCAACUAA